UUCCUCUCUGGUUACACUGGAUUCUGAAAAGACACGAUCGUCGCUGAGGAGUGACGCAUUCUGACGUGAGACAAUGCACACUCUCAACAUAACAGCCCGGAAGUUUCUGAAGAAAUCCAUUAAGUUUUCGUGUUUUUCUCAGCACCAAGCGACCGAGAACAGAUGGCGGGGUUCGAUCUCGUGCCUGUAGAUGGUGGCAGUCCAAUACACCUGCCCGAGGGGGAGACACUGCUGGGAAGGGGUCCAUUCCUUGGCGUCAGCGACAAAAGAGUCUCCAGACACCACUGCCUCCUUGAGAACCUGAAUGGGCAGCUGCGCAUCAAACCUACGCAUGUGAACCCCUGCUUUAGUCAGUCCUCGCUGGAUGACCUCCCACAACCCCUGGACAGGAACCAGUGGCAUAAACUUGGACAGGGAGACAUCAUCUCCCUCCUUCCUGGGAAGUACAUCUACAAGGUGGUGGCCCUGAGUGGAGAAGAUGAAACACCCAGAAACAGUCAGGCUCUUCAAGAUGAAGACGAGGCUGCUUUUAAGUCUCCUCCUGCCUCCCCUGAACCAAGCGACGAACCUGCUUACCCCACUCGACAGGGCAAGGGGUGGACACCAAGCUCCCAUGAACAACAAUCUAGACUGGGAGGUAGUGUGGACCAGAAGGAGCCAGAUGAACAGCUACCUAACCCACCUACCUCAAACCAGACAGAAGCUGGGGUAGCUGAAGCAGAAAAUGACAAGAAAGAGCUGAAACUUGAACCAAAGAAAAGAGUGUUACCUGCUUGGAUGACUGUACCCAUUGCAUCUCCCAAGAACCCCACCACCACCAAAGGAUUUGGAAAUCGAGACAGAGGAAACGCAACCCCAACGACAAGCACCAACCAGGGCGCGGCCAAACGGGCCAGGUACACAGCGCCCUCCUCAGGGGAGGAAGAGUCUGAACACAGCGAGGCAGAGCCAACACCCAGGAAGAGGGUGAGGAGGAAGAAGAGUGACGAGGAUGAGAACAAUGAGGAAGAGGUCCCGUCUACAACAGCAUUUAAAGCCAGGCAGCAGGUGAAGCCUAGUAAAGUAGAGGAGAGUGAGGAGUCGGACCACUUUGACGUGGAGGAGGAUGAUGGAGAGAAGAGAAGAGGAGAAGCUUCCCCAGCGAAAGGCAGCAGCACUUCUACGAGCAGAGCGGAGGCCAGCGAGUCCGAGGACAGGGAGAGACGGCCUCAGAACGGUCAGAAGGUCGGCAAGGGGCCUCAAGGGUCAGGUGACGUUUCAGGCCCCGCCCAGUCCAAAGCUCGGCUCAGGACGACCUGCCCCUAUGGAAAGGACUGUUACAGGAAAAACCCAGUCCACUUCCAAGAAUGCAGUCACCCUGGCGACAGCGACUACGAGGACAGUUCCGCGAAAGACGAGGAGGAAGAGGAGGACGCGGACCGGCCUGAGUGUCCAUACGGCACAGACUGCUAUAGGAAAAACCCUCUCCACUGGAAGGAAUACAAACACACCAAGAAGACUCGAGCGAAAAAGCCGGUAUCAUACAACAACGAUGAUGAUGAUGAGUUUGGGGACGAUGACAGCUUCAUCAAUGAUGAGAGCGAGGACAUUGGUGAAGACUCUGACUAUGAGCCACCUGACUCAGAAGACAGUGGCAAAGAGGACCUCGAAACACUCAAGAAAGAAGCCAAGGCCUUCACAAGGCCGAAAUGAACUAUGGCCUAAACUGGAAUAAUCUCCCCUUACCUGUUUUAAACUAAGCGUGCUAUUUAAGUGGAGUAUAUCUUUUUUUUCCUCUAUUUAAACACCCUUGGAAUCCAGCAGGUCUACAAUCUCGAAUAAUAUUAGUCUCCCUGUGCUGGGAAAAUACAGUCAGCAAUUUACCCCAUCAGUUGGGAAGAAUCAAUAACGGGAUUCUUGACUGAUUUGUGUAUGAGGAUGUCAUAUUGCUGACUUUACCUUUUUAAAUGUAUGUGUGAUAAACUGAUACUUUCUUGGAUAGUAAUUAAUCACAAGCAUUUUUUAAGUGUAUGAAUUCUUGGUUAUUGGUUUGUUUGAAUAGUAUGGACAAGCAGUUUAUUUUUAUUUUUUACUUUGUUUAAAAACAAAUUAUCAGUGCCUUCAGAAAAUAUUCACACGCCUUGACUUUUUUUCACAUUUUGUUGUUACAAAGUGGGAUUAAAAUGUCCUUUUUUGGUCAAUGAUCUACACAAAAUAUUUAUUUUUAAAUAAUUUCAAAGAAAACUGCUAGAUUUUGUAUUUAUUAAGGAAAAUAAUCAGUACAUGUUAAACACCUUUGGGUGUGAAUUGUUUUGGGUAAGUGUCUCUAAGAGCUUUGCACACCAGGAUUGUGCAAUAUUUGCCCAUUAUUGUUUAAAAAAAAAAAAAAAUCAAGCUCUGUCAAGUUCAUUGUUGGCCAUUGCUAGACAGCCAUUUUCAAGUCUUGUCAGAUCUUCAAGCAGAUUAAAGUCAAAACUGUAAUUAGGCCACUCCGGAACAUUCAAUGUCGUCUUUCUGAGCAGCACCAGUGUAGAUUUGGCAUUGUGUUUUAGGUUAUUGUCCUGCUGAAAGGUGAAUUAGUCUCCCGGUGUCUGUUGGAAAGACAACUGAACCAGGUUUUCCUCUAGGAUUUUGCAUUUGCUUAGCUCCAUUACGUUAAUUUUUUUCCUGAAAAACUCCCUAGUCCUUGCCGAUAAGUAUAUCCAUAACAUGAUGCAGCCACCACCAUGCUUGAAAAUACGAAGAGUGGUACUCAGUGAUGUGUUGAAUUGUCCCCAAACAUAACACUUUGUAUUCAGGACAAAAGUUAGUUUCUUUGCCACAUUAUUCACAGUUUUACUUUAGUGUCUUUUUGCAAACAGGAUGCAUGUUUUGGAAUAAUUGUAUUCUGUAUACUGUAUUCUUUUCACUCGUCAUGUAGGUUAGUAUUAUGGAGUAACCUCAUGGUGAAAUCCCUGAGGGGUUUCCUUCCUCUCAAGCAACUGAGUUAGGAAGGACGCCUAUAUCUCUGUAAUGACUGGGUGUAUUGACCUAAUGAAUAACUUCACCAUGCUCAAAGGGAUAUUCAGCAUCUGCUUUAUUUGAUUUUUAUCCAUUUACCAAUCGGUGGCCACCUUUGCGAGGAAUUGAGAAACUUCCCUAGUCUUUGUGGUUGAAUCUGUGCUUGAAAUUCACAGCUCAAAUGAGGGAUGUCACAGAUGAUUGUAUGUGUGGGGUAUGGAGAUGGGCUAGUCAUUCAAAAAUCAUGUUAACCACUAUUAUGCGACUUAUGUUAUUUGCUAAGCAAAUGUUUACUCCUGAACUUAUUUAGGCUUGUUAUCACAAAGAGGUUGAAUACGUAUUGACUCAAGCCAUUUCAGCCAUUUUUUUUUUCAUUUGUAAAACGUUCUAAAAUAAACUUAAAAAACAUUGACAUUAUGGGGUAUUGUGUGUAGAUCAGUGACACAAAAUGUAGUUCUUUAAUCCAUUUUAAAUUCCGGCUGUAACGCAACAAAAUGUGGAAGAAGUUCAAGGGAAUUGAAUACUUUCUGAAGGCAUUAUAAAUAAUGUAUAAUACCAGAAGUUGUUUAAUUGACAGUAGUUUGUCAUGCUUUUUAUACUCAAUGCCAGUGUCAUGUUUUUCUACAGUAAAUAUGCUUUUAAUGAACAAUAUUCAUUGUCUGUCUCAAUGUAGAAAGAUUUGUAAAAAUACACAAGAUGGUAAUGCAAUUUGAACAUGUUUGUUGUAUGCUGAAUAUUAGUUUCAAUUUUCAUGACCCUUCACUUGGUCAUUGUAAAGCAUUCUAAACCUGACACAUUCAUUUCCUUAUUCAUGGUUCCAAUUACAUAAUCACCUCUGGGAUCAUGAGAACCCAGAGUGUAAUACAGUGUUUAAUUCAAUGUUUUUUUGUGAACAAAUGUAGAUUUAUUUUGUCAUCCAGUUUGACCUCUCGUUUUGUAAUCCAAUCAACAUGCAUUAAUUCAUAAACAAAAACACUGCCA
Molecule: messenger RNA, 3960 nt
Organism: Oncorhynchus keta (chum salmon)
Lineage: Eukaryota; Metazoa; Chordata; Actinopteri; Salmoniformes; Salmonidae
Gene: aplf
Product: aprataxin and PNKP like factor
Exons: 11
Coding region: 163-1692 (509 amino acids)
Biological process (GO): double-strand break repair
Cellular component (GO): site of double-strand break; nucleus
Molecular function (GO): protein binding; 3'-5' exonuclease activity; DNA-(apurinic or apyrimidinic site) endonuclease activity
Source: RefSeq, a predicted model, not a curated record